This is a messenger RNA of Perkinsus marinus ATCC 50983, 510 nucleotides long. RefSeq lists its product as hypothetical. NCBI's taxonomy places the organism in Eukaryota, Perkinsozoa, Perkinsida, Perkinsidae. The record is from RefSeq and is a predicted model, not a curated record. The transcript has a single exon. The coding region runs from base 1 to 510 and encodes 169 amino acids.
AUGAGUAUUGUGCAACGUGUUGGCAACACGGGUGUUUACAACGUCGAUGUAUUCACCACCACUACUACUACUACUGCUGCCACUGCUACUACUACUACUACUACUACUACUACUACUACUACUACUACUACUACUACUACUACUACUACUACUACUACUACUACUACUACUACUGCCACUGCUACUACUACUACUACUACUACUACUACUACUACUACUACUACUACUACUACUGCCACUGCUACUACUACUACUACUACUACUACUACUACUACUACUACUACUACUACUACUGCCACUGCUACUACUACUACUACUACUGCCACUGCUACUACUACUACUACUACUACUACUACUACUACUACUACUACUACUACUACUACUACUGCCACUGCUACUACUACUACUACUACUGCCACUGCUACUACUACUACUACUACUACUACUACUACUACUACUACUGCCACUGCUACUACUACUACUACUACCACUACUACUACUACUGCUUAA